Messenger RNA from Linum tenue, 648 nucleotides. The record is from the annotation of a GenBank genome assembly. Lineage: Eukaryota; Viridiplantae; Streptophyta; Magnoliopsida; Malpighiales; Linaceae.
AUGGAUAAUAAUAAUAUCUACAGUCCGUUCCGGGAUCCGGGGUUCUCCGACGAGGAAUCGGUGGCGGCGAUGCAGCUGGCGUCGAGCUACCCGAAGAAGCGGGCGGGGAGGAAGAAGUUCAGGGAGACGCGGCACCCGGUGUACCGCGGCGUCCGGAGGAGGAACUCCGGGAAGUGGGUCUGCGAGGUCCGGGAGCCCAACAAGAAGUCCAGGAUCUGGCUGGGGACUUUCCCCACCGCCGAGAUGGCCGCCAGGGCCCACGACGUCGCGGCCCUGGCCCUCAGGGGGAGGUCGGCCUGCCUCAACUUCGCCGACUCGGCCUGGCGGCUGCCCGUCCCGGAUUCCGCGGAUGCGAAAGGGAUCCAGAAGGCGGCUGCCGAGGCCGCCAUGGCGUUCCGGCCUGCCGACGAUGAUGAUCGGGUGGGAGGAGAGAAGGGGGGCGAUCAAGUGACGGCGGCGGCGGCGGCGGCGGAGGCAGGGGAGGAAGGGGUUUUUUACAUGGACGAGGAGGCGGUGUUUGGGAUGCCGGGGUUGUUGGCGAAUAUGGCGGAAGGGAUGUUGUUGCCGCCGCCGCCUCCUCCGCCGCCGUCCCGGGAGGAGGAUGAUGACUUGGCAGCUGACGUAUCGCUGUGGAGUUACUCUAUUUGA